AUGAUAGAUUUUAAGAAACGAGUGUUUUGGCGUUUUACAUUUAAAGACAUAUUAACUAUUAUAUCGCCAGUUGCUAUACCCAUCGCUCUUGCUAUUUAUACUGCAGUUGGAUAUCAACAACAAAAACAACAAGCUGAGAAAAAACAAAAGUUUGAUUUGGAACAAUCGAGAGAAUUAAGACAACAAACACUGUAUGAUGAAUUUUUAAAUAAUAUUUAUAAAUUAGAUAAAGAUGGUUAUCUUAACGAUACAAAAAAUCCAUGGGCAUUUGCAAACGCAUAUUAUCGUGCUGCUCAUCGUCAAUGGGAUACAAUACGUAAAGCAGAUGUUUUACAAUUUCUUAAAGAAAAACAAUUAAUUGGUAGAAAUAAUUGUAGUAAUGAAUGUAAAACAACAAAAUUAGAUGAUAUAAUCCGUUUGAAUGAAUUAAAUUUUGAUAAUGUUCAUCUAGCAAGUGAAACAGGUAUAUUAAACAAGUUGAAUUUACAAUGUGUUUCUUUUGAUCAGAUAUCAAUGUCAAAUGGGGAGUUUGUAUCAGUUAAUUUAAAUGGUGUAUCAUUUGAUGGAGGACGAUUAAAUAAUGUUAAAUUUGAUGGUUCAUCGUUACUUUGUGCUAGUUUCAAUCGUGUAAAUCUGGUGGAAUGCAACUACAUCAUCAACGACAACAAAAAACCUAUAACACAAACAAAAACAACAACAACAACAUCAUCAUCAUUAUCACCAACUACAUCGCCGACAACAACGCCAUCAUCAACAUCAACAUCAACCACAAUUUUAACAGCAACUUCAACACUAACGUCAACAUCAACUCCGACAUCAACAACAACAACAACAACGUCGACAACAACGUUAACAAUAACAUCAACAACAAGCACAACUACAACUACAACAACAACUUCAAACACAACAGUAUCAUCAACAAUAAAGUCAACAACAUCUACUAUAACAAGGACCACAACAAUAACAGCAACAACGACAGCAACAUCAACAAUAACAACAUCAACAUCAACAGUAACGACGACAACAACAGUUGUUCCUAAUUGCAGCCCAAGUGUUUGUUGUAGUGCUGUAAGUUGUACUACUUGUGUUUAUAGUAGUACUACUUAUUACUGUCUUCUUUACUCGAAUCCACCUGGUUAUAAUUUGUAUACUAGUGCUAGCAGUUGUGCUAGUGAUGGCGGUGCUGAUAUUUAUUGUAACUAUAAUACUACUUGUGGUAUUGGUGCUGGUACUCCUGGUCUUGGUUCUGGUAAUGGUUGUAAAUAA
Molecule: messenger RNA, 1266 nt
Organism: Adineta steineri
Lineage: Eukaryota; Metazoa; Rotifera; Eurotatoria; Adinetida; Adinetidae
Source: the annotation of a GenBank genome assembly